Ixodes scapularis (black-legged tick) is the source of this 756-nucleotide messenger RNA. Its product is annotated as luciferin 4-monooxygenase-like. Gene Ontology annotation, molecular function: CoA-ligase activity. NCBI's taxonomy places the organism in Eukaryota, Metazoa, Arthropoda, Arachnida, Ixodida, Ixodidae. The transcript has 5 exons. Bases 1 to 756 code for a protein of 251 amino acids. The record is from RefSeq and is a predicted model, not a curated record.
AUGCGUAGGGACAACGUGCCGACGAGUGUUAAAUGUCAUGAUGCUGUCCUUAUCACGACGCUCUUCGCUGGCACCACGGUAAUAUAUAAGCUGGCCAGAAAGAUGAUCCAAAGUGGGAUUCGGCUUCCUAGCGUGAAGAACGUUCUCGUCGUCGCCAGUCGCGUAACAGAAAAGGCCGCAGAAACUAUCUUAUCUGCAUUCUGCCUAAAAAGCUUCAGGAGCAUGUACGGGACGACAGAACACUCGAACGUGAUCUCCUGGCUGCCGCGCGACACAACAGAGCACAAAACAAUCGGGUUCCCGGCUCCAAACGUGCAAAUGAAGAUCGUUGAACUUGACACUGGAAAAGUACUUGGACCUAACGAGCACGGAGAACUCUGGGCCAAGUCACCCACCAAUAUGAGAGCCUACCACAACAACCCAGAGGCGACUGUCGAAGUGAUUACUUCCGAUGCCUGGCUCCGAUCAGGAGACAUUGCAUACUACGAUGAAACCGGGCGCUUUUACAUCGUGGAGCGAAUUAAGCAAUUUUAUCACUGCAUGGGACGGCAAGUUGCCCAGUCAGAUGUUGAAACUGUUUUGUUGACUCAUGAGAGCGUCGAGGAAGCAGCAGUUAUUAGUCUGCCCCACGUGGAAUAUGGCGACGCGGGAAAGGCCUUCGUAGUCGUGAAACCAUGUCACAAAGGACCUCGAGGAACCACAGCCGAGGACUUGCAGCAGUUUGUCGCAGGUACCGUCAGACAAAUACUGACGUAA